CACGUCCUGUCGGCUCUCUGUACUAUUGUAAUACAAUCGAAUCACAAUGUCUAGGCAAUCGAUGGCCCCGUCACGCAAUCCUUCUCUGCUCGAAGAACUAGAGAAGCUUGAGCAAUCUAUAACUUUGACGCUUCAAGAAAUCGAUUCGAACUUUAGUCGCGCACACCGUAUUGUAACCACAUCGAUUAUACCAGUGGUACAAGAAUAUGCCAAACAUUCUGAGGCCGUGUGGGAAGGUUCGAAGUUUUGGAAACAAUUCUUUGAAUCCAGCGCGAAUGUCUCUCUCGACGGAUAUGAAGUUGCGCCGCCAGAAGAUUCCAUCAUUCCGGAUGAGAACAACACCACUCAACAAUCCUCUAGCUAUGACACGAAUGUCGAUGAAGAUACCAUAACAGGCUCCUCCAUAACCCCUCCCAAACCUGCUCCCACCGAAGCAGACGAUGAACUCUCCACCGAAGUCCUCUCUUCUCCCUCCGCCGCGCACGCGCACAGUACACCCCGCCAACCAGGCGCUGCCGGCACAUCAUUCGCAUCCUACGGCUCGCCGUACGAGUCCAUGAAGCGCUCCAUGGCCGGCCUAUCCACACGCAGUCCCCCAUCCUCUCCUAUAAUCGACCCCAGAACGCCCGCAGGCAACACCCGCGCCACGCUUCCAGAUACCUCCAUGACCCCUGAAUCCUCCCCUUUCAAUCCGCCCACAUCCACAGCAACACGCACAAACGUCAAUCAAGAUCCGUUGCUCCACCAGAUGUUGGACAAAACCUAUCGUAUUGCAGCGACACCUCAUACUGCCCGCAAGCAAGCCCAGCCUCCAGCGUCCCGCACAGGCUUGGGCCCAAAGCAAAGAGCUCACAAGCCGUCCACGGGCUUGACGCCCUCAACGCGCGGCCAUCAGUCUGCGCCAUCAGCGCUCGAUUCCUCGCCGUUUGGCUCGUCGCCUGAGAUCGCGGCGCCGCAACUGCGUGCGGAUAUAUUUUCUAGUCCCAUAAAGGGCGGGUUCGGAGGCCCGCGAACACCGGGUGUGAGUGUGAUGGCGUCGGCGCGGAAGAAUAUUGCGACUCCGGCGCAGAGGGAGGGUGUGGUUGGCGCCGGCGCGAAUUUGUUUAGCCAAAACCGUACGGACCGUACGGGUGGUGGCUUUGGGGCCGAAAAGACUUUGGAAUGGGAUAGCGACGAUGAUUUCGAGGAAGAGCUGGGCUUCAGUCCACCUAAGACUAUGCAGUUCCAUGUACCGCAGAGCCGCCUUCUACAGACACCUGCACGAGAGGCAAGCAAGAGAAUUGUAGAGGACCUGCUACUGACCGCCGGAGCCGACUUCACAGACGAAUUGGACUCAAAGCAAGAGGAUGAUAGUCCUAGCGUGGUGCGCAGGCACAAUGAGAUGGAUGACACCUUUUGAGGAACAGAACAGUAUACGUUCCAGAACUCCGACAAUGCAUUGUACGACGUGUACGUAAGACUACAAAUUUCAGCGAGUGUAAUACUCCUUAACGAAAAUCCGCG
Molecule: messenger RNA, 1503 nt
Organism: Pseudovirgaria hyperparasitica
Lineage: Eukaryota; Fungi; Ascomycota; Dothideomycetes; Acrospermales; Acrospermaceae
Exons: 4
Coding region: 47-1399 (450 amino acids)
Biological process (GO): attachment of spindle microtubules to kinetochore
Cellular component (GO): mitotic spindle pole body; mitotic spindle; DASH complex
Source: RefSeq, a predicted model, not a curated record